Messenger RNA from Solea solea (common sole), 1857 nucleotides. RefSeq names its product general transcription factor IIIC, polypeptide 6, alpha (gene gtf3c6). The coding region runs from base 753 to 1295 and encodes 180 amino acids. The transcript is spliced from 9 exons. Gene Ontology annotation, biological process: transcription by RNA polymerase III. The record is from RefSeq and is a predicted model, not a curated record. Lineage: Eukaryota; Metazoa; Chordata; Actinopteri; Pleuronectiformes; Soleidae. Gene Ontology annotation, cellular component: transcription factor TFIIIC complex.
AGGUUAGGGUUAAGAUGUUAAGGUUGGGCAUUAACUGGUUGGUUAAGGUUAAGGCUUUGGUUAGGGCUGUCCAAACAAAUAGAAGUCAGAGCAGUGUGUGUGUGUGUGUAUGUACGGACGGACGGGAGAGAAAGACAGCAGGGUGUGAAGGAGAGAGAGAGAAGAGUUGUGUGGUCAUACUUUAGGAAAAUGCAUGUUGUUUUUUUGUUAUUGUUCUUCGUAUUUUGGACAAACAGUUGGACGAGGACAAACACUGCUGUGCGUGGACAGUCCGUGGACUUGUACUCGACUAUCAAGUUAAAUGCAGUCUGUGUGUGAAGUGCUGCACAUUUUGAGCCUCAAGAGAGACGUGAGAUGAGAUGCUCCUCCACACUAGCAAAAUUUUUACCAAUGUGGACGAGGUUUCUCCGGCACAGGUUCCUGACCACCAUGACAGGACGGAGACCAGAGGAAAACACACACCUGUGUAAUAACUGCAGUCCAAACAAAGCAAAUCUGAACAUUCAGAUGUGUGUGUGUGUGUGUUCAUAUCACUAUGCUACCAUGUUCUUUUUUUAUCACUAUUUUUCCUUAUUGUACACCUGAAUUGUGAUUUAUUCAGACAUGUUUUAGCAGCAUUUCUUAUCUGGCAACCUCUGAAUGUAACAGUUUUUUUUGCUUGUCUGUUUGUGUGGUUUUGUUUUUGGUUUGUUUAAAUUCUUUUUUUUCACAUGUAAGCUUCUUUUUGUUUUUGCUGCCUCUGCCUUUAACAGAUGAAUGUUCCUCUGGGGAUCAGUAAAGUGUAUCGUCUCAUUUCAUCUCAUCACAUCAAUCUGACCAUGGCCUCCUGCAGGACUGUGGACAUGGAGGAUGAAUGGGAAGAAGAGGAGCAGCUUGUUGUGGUGGAACUCUCUGGAAUAAUCAAUCACGACUUUCUGUCCAAGAGUCGGGGCACAUGUAAGAUACUGGAUAUUGACAGUGACAGACCCAUGAUGCAGGUGGGACAGUAUGUGUUUGCAGGAGAAUAUGAAGACGCUUUAGGAACUUGCGUGCUGUUCGAGGAGGGACCACAGAAAGAACAAGCCGACAGUGUACCAGACCUGAAGUACAUGUGCCACACUGUAAAGAAGCUGAUGAUGCAACGAAUCUUCCUCACAGAAAUAAAAGAGGGAGAAACCAGUGCAGCUGGGAGCAGUGAUGUUGGUGGACAGAGGGACUCAAGCUGUCAAACCAGUCAAGGAGAAAUGGGCAACCACCAGUGGGAGACAGAGGAAAAUAUGGACUGCAUAGUUUUUGAAACCUCAGCAGAGGGUUGAGCGGUUGAAAGUUUGCUAUAUAACAAUAUGAGGAUUUAAGAGGAUUUGGGGGAGAAUAUGGGAAUGUUUGCACAAAAGUAAAGUCUGAGCAGUCAGACACUUGAUUGUUUUGCUGUCUUGGCUGUUCUGUGCAUAUGAAGUAAUAAUGAAAAUAUUUGUAGCAGCCUUAACAAUCUGCUCCAUUUGAAAGAUUGUAGUAGGGAUUAGUUUACUGGACCAGUGAGCCAUUUAUACGUUCAAACAAGUAUAAAGGGUAUUUAGUUUAAAAGUAUAAAGCCUGUAUUUGUGAUGAAACAACAUUAUCACUCCUAUUGUGGCUACAGUGUUAAUAGAAAAAUGAGAAAGUAAUUUUUGGGGGGUCAAUUUAGUCAAGUAGGCUCACUGAUGUGAAGUUGCCAUCUUUUAUUUUGACAAAUUACAAAUUUUGCAGUUUGUGUUGUUUUGUGCUGUACUAAUGUGGAGUGAACAUUUGUUUACCAAGCAAAUGUUUGUCACUCAAGCUAUUGUAUAUAUUUAAAUAUAUUUUGUAAAGAAACUAAAAUAAAAAUAAAUUGUUAGUGUA